This is a messenger RNA of Prorocentrum cordatum, 1317 nucleotides long. NCBI's taxonomy places the organism in Eukaryota, Dinophyceae, Prorocentrales, Prorocentraceae. The record is from the annotation of a GenBank genome assembly.
GGACUCCAGCGCCGGUCGGCGCGCCGAUCGCCCUCGGGGUCGUGGCCGACCUGGGGCAGACGGAGUUCGACUACACGAAAGAGUGACCUUUUGCCGGAGUGACCUUUGGUGCGGGCCCAUUGGGGGCCCCCCGAUCGCCGAGCGCGAUGUAGCGUCUUGCGCGCUUGUGUUUGACCCCCCCGCGGCCCCCCAAGAAGCCGCGCACCAGAGGUCAUUUCUACCGAGGGUCAAUAUUGCGUGUGGCCGAGGAGUGGUCCCACGACACCAUGGGGCACAUGCGGAAGGACUUCGAGGAGGGGGCGUUCGACUCGGCGAUCUUCCCAGGCGAUUUGUCUUACGCCGACGGGUUCGGCCCGCGCUGGGAUUCUUACGGUCGCCUGGCAGAGCCUUUGUUUUCACAGUUACCUACUGCGUACACGGUUGGAAAUCACGAGAUGUCUUCGGGCAUGGAGCAGGCGGUCCACUUCCGUUGGAGGUAUCCCGCGCUCUUCUUGCGCGAAGAUUCGGGUUCCACGUCUGAUUUGUACUACUCAUUCGAGGCUGGGAUGGCCCACGUGGUCACGUUGUGUUCGUAUUGCCCUUGCGGCAACGGGUCUGCCCAGUACCGCUGGCUGGAGCGCGAUUUAGCCAGGAUGAACCGCACGCGCACGCCGUGGCUGAUCUUCAACUGGCACACCCCCUGGUACACGAGCAACGCUCACCAUACGAUGUCGGAGGGCGAGGAGAUGCGGGGCGAUAUGGAGGCCAUGCUGCACGCGGCGGGUGCCGACAUCGUGUUCAACGGACACGUGCAUGCUUACGAGCGCAUGCACCCCGUGUACAAGAAUCAUACGGAUCCGUGCGAGGGCACCGUCUACAUUGUGGUAGGCGACGGUGGAAAUCGCGAGGGCUACGCGAACCCAUGGGUGACGCCCGAGACACCGAAGCCGCCGCUGUACGACCAGCCCGAGUGGAGCGCGUUCCGCGAGUUCGCCUUCGGCUACGGCCAGCUUCGCAUCCACAACGCAUCGGCGGCCGAGUGGCAGUGGCACAAGAACGACAACGGCACCAAGUCCGUCUCUGACUCGGUGUUGCUGUACCCACGGGGCAGGCGUCCCGGCUGCCAGAGUGGAGCCCUCAGCGGCAUAGUCGUCUGAGGCAAGGCCGCGGGCCAGCCCUUGGGCUCCGGACGCCUAGCCAUCUGAGGCCCAAGCGGAGGAGGAGGAGGAGGAGGAGGGGGAGGAGGAGGAGGAAGGAUGCCAGAGCGAGGGCUGGCGUGGGGCCGCCCUGCCGCUCGAACGUCGAAGCCGCGCGCCGCCAAACGUCAUACUAGGCGGC